Molecule: messenger RNA, 671 nt
Organism: Drosophila teissieri
Lineage: Eukaryota; Metazoa; Arthropoda; Insecta; Diptera; Drosophilidae
Gene: Fdx1
Product: adrenodoxin-like protein 1, mitochondrial
Exons: 3
Coding region: 101-619 (172 amino acids)
Biological process (GO): positive regulation of oxidoreductase activity; P450-containing electron transport chain
Cellular component (GO): mitochondrion
Molecular function (GO): 2 iron, 2 sulfur cluster binding
Source: RefSeq, a predicted model, not a curated record
CUAAUUUACAUAUGUUGUUUGGAAUUAUAAUCUGCCUCAUAGAAACCCGUGACAUAUUGAAUGUUGCCCAUCUCCAGCUGGCACUGUAACCUCAAAAAAAAUGUUUUGUUUACUUUUGCGGCGCUCUGCAGUUCAUAAUUCCUGCAAAUUAAUCAGUAAACAGAUUGCCAAGCCCGCGUUCUACACACCCCAUAAUGCCCUGCACACCACAAUACCGCGGCGGCAUGGCGAGUUCGAAUGGCAGGAUCCCAAGUCGCCAGAUGAAAUAGUGAACAUCACCUAUGUGGACAAGGAUGGGAAACGCACCAAGAUCCAGGGCAAAGUUGGCGACAAUGUUUUGUAUCUGGCCCAUCGACAUGGGAUCGAGAUGGAGGGCGCCUGUGAGGCUUCGCUGGCCUGCACCACCUGCCACGUGUACGUCCAGCAUGAUUAUCUGCAGAAGUUGAAGGAGGCCGAGGAGCAGGAGGACGACCUGCUGGACAUGGCGCCAUUUCUGCGCGAGAACUCACGGCUCGGCUGUCAGAUACUCCUGGACAAGAGCAUGGAGGGCAUGGAACUGGAGCUGCCCAAGGCCACCCGGAACUUCUAUGUCGACGGGCACAAGCCCAAGCCCCAUUAACAUUAUUGUUAUUGUACAUUAUUAAUAAUAUAUAACGACUGUUGAAAUACCA